ACGACAAACCGGCGAAUCCCCUAGAGCAGUGACCCAGCAACGUCCGGCAGCGACUGGCACGGCGGUCAUACUUGGGCAGUUCUGGGUAGCAGCGGGUAGUCGAGCAGCAGGCGGGAUUACUCCGAUGUUAGCAAGCGGAAUUGAAUCAAAUUGAAACGAACUGAGUAUAGCCAUGAAGCUUACGACUCUGUAAGAAAGGCUGAAGGCCUGAAGCACAGAUGCAGCUCAUUGAAGCAAUGUCACAGAAUGUAUUUACAUCAAAAAGCAUAAAACUUGUUGGCAAGCUCUUAUUCGGUAUUGAAAAAGGCCCAUAGGUGUUAAAAGCCAUUCGACCAGCUGGGCAACCUCUUGUUGAUGAUUGGGACUGCCUCAAGAAAAUGGUAAUUAAUUCUAUCAAUGUAGAACCCCCCUGCUCUCUCUCAUAUAGUAUUAUGUUAAUGAAUGUAGGUAAGGAUAUUUGAGGUACAUUGUGGGUCCUUGUCCCAGUACGGCAUGAAACACAUGGGAUCCCUUGCAAGCAGAUGCAAUGCUGGAGUUCAGAUAGAGCAAAUGAACAAAGCAUCAGCUCAAGCUUGUAGUGUUGUCCCUUCUGGUCCUUAAAGUUCUCUCUUCAUCGAUGAUUUUUUGCAUGAAGCUGCUGCUAAGCCUUGAUGCUUGCUAGAUCAUCUUACACAAGGGCAGGUCACGGAAAAGAAGACAUCAAAAGUACACCAUCGGAGACUGAGCAGGAGAAUACAAAACUCAAGCAAGAAGAAGGGAGUACAUGCAAUGUAGCUGAGAAGUCGGUGGAGAGUGAAGCUUCUGGGGACAGUCACGAAGCUAAUGAUGAUGAAGUUGUUCGAGAGAUUGAUGUUUUUCUUAAGCCCUCAAUUGAUUCAAACACUAAGACUCUUUCAACUGCAUGGAAACCAACUCCUUCCUCAACUGGAUAUGCCGUUGGUGUUCUGGUUGACAACAAGACCAAACUUGUAACAACAGUGCAAGACAAGGAUACUGAGGAGCCCUGGGUGCGCCUCAAGUAUCAUCCCAGACAAAGUGACAUUUCAGCAAGAUAUUUGGAAAAAAUGGUGGAGGUUCAUGGUUCUUCAAAUCUGUUUCACAUGAGCCCGUAUGACUAUCUGAAAGCCAUGUGCCCUGGCGGGUUGUCUGAAAGUGACCAGGACAAAGCCCCCCCAAGAUGCCCAAGGGUAUGGACUUCAGAAUCCUUGGAAGAGUAUAUCAAAUCCAGGCUUUGUGAGGGACCAAUUCACCGUUACAACACUUUGGCGUACCUCGGUCUGGAAAAUCCUGAAGACAAGAAAAAAUGGAAGGAAGAAAUUUAUAGAAUCCUUAAAGAGCAUGCCAUAUCAAUUCAAGGGCUCUGGGUUCCAAAGAGCCGUCUUGUCUAUGGAACGGACAGGGGCAUAAAAGUGCUGGCCAGGAGCUACGUCAUAUACUUGUUCAGCAAAGCGCCUACCAUAAAGAAGUCAGUGUUGAAGGAUGACACCGUGUUCGAACAUCUCAUGGAAGGGGUGCUGAAUGAAUUGGGUGUUGAGAGACCACUGCUUAAGGACUGGAAGCUCAAGCAGAGUCCUGACUAUCAAUUUCUGAAAGAUCAUAAAGAGCUGGCCCAGCAGCAGGCUGAAAAUAUUGAAAGGGUCGGAGAACGCCUCCUUGAAGCAGUUGCUAGAGUAAAAAGAAAGAUUUGGGAAAGAGAGACUAGCCAGGAAAAGGGACCAGAGGGAAAUGCUGGAAAAGCCGAUACAACGGGAGGUGAAUCUACGGGGUCCAACAACCUUGUCCGCCACCUUUGCCUUGGCCAGGGAGGUUUCGGCGUGUCAUCAGGAGUCCUGGCAUCUCUUCCUCGUCGUACAUGGUCCACACGUUUCUCCCCUGGUCAGUCCUCAUCAACAUCGGCCGGCCUGCUACCCACCCCGACCACAGCCGCACGGCCCUCCCCGUUUCCAGCCCGAUCAUCGGAUAAGGCAACCAACCCCCCACUGCCGGUUGUUCGUUUAUCAGCGGCAGAAAAGGCUGAGCGCAACAAAAAGGGUCUAUGUUGGUAUUGUGACGAGAAGUGGAUUCCGGGGCACAAUUGUAAACACCGUUUUCUUGUCCUCAUGGGUCCCGAAGACGAUGAGGAAGAACCUGUACCGGCUGACACUACCCCAUUGGAGGGAGAGGCUGCUCUUAUUACCGCCGAUAUUUCAAGUAUCCAUUCUCUCUCCGGCAGCCCUAGUCCCCGGGCUCUCAAAUUGGCGGGGUCUGUCAACAAUACUCCAGUGCAAGUGCUCCUCGACAGUGGAAGUACUCAUAACUUUAUCCAUCCCAAAGUUGCAGAACACCUCGCCCUUGUACUCCAGCCCAUCACCCCAUUUUGGGUUUAUGUCGGCAACGGUGAUUCGUUGCGUUGCGCUUACUCAUGUCCGCAGACGCCUCUCAUCUUACAAGGCCACUUAUUUCCCGUCGAUCUUUAUCUCUUGGAAGUGCAUGGACCGGACGUCAUCUUGGGUAUUCAGUGGCUCCAAACCCUCGGUUGUGUUUCCCAUGAUUACGGCCAGAUGACGAUGGAAUUCCUUUGGCAGGGGCAGACUGUCACGCUUCGUGGGGAUCUCCCAGGGCCUAAACCCAUCUCUUAUGGCCAUUUGUGUUCCUUGGCAUCCACGGCAGAGAAGGUGGAAUUUUAUGAGAUCAUAGCCGCUCAUUCUUCGCCACCUCCAGACCCUGCCACAGCUACUCUUCUGCCCAAGGAUUUGCCGCCCAUUAUCCAGGAGGUCAUACAAACCCUAGAUCAACAAUUUUACAUUCGAAAACUGAUGGGAUACAAAUUUCGAAUUGAGUACAAGCGGGGGUCGUCCAACCGGGCUGCGGAUGCACUGUCUCGCCGUGAAGAGGAGCGGGAUACUGCCAUGUUCCACUCCUUGAGCGUGCAAGCCGUGCCACUGCUCAUGGAUGCACUUCGGAAGGAGAAUGAUACACUGCCCGAUCUAAAGGACUUGCAUGCGGCUGUUGUGAAUGGUACGGCUCCUCCCGAUAUUAGUUCGAAUUCCGACAUCCUUUACUAUAAGCGGCGUCUGUAUAUCAGCCCCUCUUCACCCUUGAGAAAUCAGAUUCUGCAUGAAUUUCAUGGUACUCCAGUGGCGGGUCAUCAGGGGGUUGAUCGAACCUUCCGCCGUAUCGCCGAUGUCUUUUACUGGCCGGGUCUCCGACGCGAGGUGCACGCCUUUGUGGCAUCGUGUCCUGCAUGUCAGGCCACUAAGUAUUCCACCCGCAAGCCUGCGGGACUACUGCAGCCCCUACCCAUUCCGGAGCGGGUAUGGGACUCCGCCUCCAUGGAUUUCGUAACGGGUCUUCCACCGUCUCGCGGCUUCUCGGCUAUCAUGAUUGUGGUUGACAGGCUGUCCAAAUACACUCAUUUCGGGCCAUUGGCCGCAGGCUUCGAUGCCCCUAAAGCCGCGCAGUUGUUUGUUGACAUACGAGAUCAACCCAUCCCCACCUCUGCUCUUCCGGAUGCUUUCUUUAAGGGGCGACCAGUUUCGGUCCCUACGGCUGUGUUGGAUAGGCGCUCCGUGCUGGUGGAUGGGGUUGCUCAGGAGCAGUGGUUAGUUCGUUGGUCCGAUGGCACCGAUACUGAUGCUACGUGGGAACCGGCAUCAGCUCUCCAACAACACUAUCCCGAUCUUCGCCUUGAGGACAAGGCGAUUUCCGUGGGCGGGGGAGUUGAUACCGUACAUGAGGAGGAUACGGAACCAAGUGGUGACCCAGCACCCGAUGUACACUCCACUGUUAGGGGCCACAUCAGUCAACUUCCCAAUGAAGUUCUUGAGUGUAUUCUCAAUAAAUUAAAACAUAGGGAUGCAGUUAGAGCAAGUUUGGUAUCAUGUAGAUGGAGGCAUCUUGUUUUGUCCCGGGCUCGCCUUGUUUUUGAUUUGCCUAGCAUGUUUGAAAAGGAAAACUGUGACCUGAAGGGAGCCUCUGGAAGGAAAUGUGUUUGUUUAGAAUACAAAGAUCGAUUCGUACAAGCUGUAAAUCAAUUCAUAGCUUCGUAUAGAGGCACACACAUAAAUGAAUUUGUUGUCUGUUUUUGCCUGAAGAGGGACUCUGCUUCUGCUGUCUUAAAUUGGAUUAGAUUUGCUCUUGAUUUAGGUGUGCAACUGCUCGACGUGCAGCUUUGUGGUGAACACUGCAAAGCUAAAGUGCCGUUGUGUGGUACUCGUUGCGAAAUUCCUCUAAAGCAUCUUCUGCCAUCUAACCGUGAUGCAGGAGAAACGUUUAUUCUCCGUCCAUUCAGCCAGCUAAAGGCCCUCAUAUUUCAUCGCAUAUGUUUGAAGUCUCACUGUAUGGAGACUUUGCUAUCAAGCUUGGUAAACCUUAAGCAGUUGGAAAUGAAACAAUGCCAAUUGCCUUCCUAUCUAAACCUCAACUCACUGACCAGUCUAGAGGGUGUCUCGGUUUUCUAUUGCACCAUGUUGGAAAAGAUUGACGUGGCUAGUCUUCAGCUUAAGAGUUUGAAUGUUUUGUGCCGGAGGAUUGUUUCGUUGGAGCUAUCUGGGGUUCCUAACUUGGAAGAGCUCUGUUACUCUGUGCAUGGUGGUAGCAUUAUGCACCAUAUUUUUCUGAAGCUGCCCGGACUUGUUCCUCGUUUGAGAACUUUGAGGGUCGACUCUAGUAGUUCCAACAGGAUUGAGCACAUGCCAGAAAGCGUGACUACAUUCUCAAGACUUAGGACAUUAAUGCUGCUGGCAUUGGAUCCCAAAGUGGGUGAUAUGAUGUCUAAGAUGGUUCAACUUCUAAAAUCGUGCCCUCUACUCUGUCAUCUUAGUACAUGGCUGUGUGUCCGAGAGGACAAGGAACCCGAGAAGCUAGAGUCCGUUGUUGAAUACCAUCAUGAAUGUCUCGAGUGGAUUUCAAUCCAUGGAUUUGUGGGCACCAAGUAUCAGAUCGAGUCUUGUAAGUAUCUACUCAAACUUGCUCCUCGCGUGAAAAGGAUGGGAUUAAGGCGUGCUUUGCCCGAUUUGUUGUCCCGUCUAAAAGUAGGGCGGAGAAGACAUGUACUGGGUGAAGAAGGAUGUGAGAGCGCACUGAAUGCAUUGAAAGCAUUUUCAAAUGAUGUGAAAGUGUUCUUCUGAAGAAACAUUACAUCGGAGCAAAUGUGAUACAGAGUAAUAAUAAUAAUAGAACUCUCUCUGUCCAUUCCAUGAAUAAAUUUAGUUCCUAUAA
Messenger RNA from Cuscuta campestris, 5199 nucleotides. The record is from the annotation of a GenBank genome assembly. NCBI's taxonomy places the organism in Eukaryota, Viridiplantae, Streptophyta, Magnoliopsida, Solanales, Convolvulaceae.